UCUCAACAGGACAGCAUCAUACUGCGGAUCAAUCAAAAGAGAAAUGUCGUCUGAGAAUCCAAUACAAAUGAUGGCACAUUAUAAAUCUUCAAUCAUACAAAUGGUUCCAUAUUUUAUGAGGGAAGAGAAUAAGGAAAAUAGUGAUGAUUAUGAACCAAAUGUGGUUUCACUUGGGCCUUACCACCACGGAAAGGAGAAGCUCAAGUUCCUUGAGGAAUAUUUCAAGCCUAUGGCCGUUGAACUGUUCAUUGGAAACAGUAGUGUAGGCGAAGACGACUUAAUGGUUGCAAUUCUAGGAGAAAUUAGGUGUGCUAAGAGUUGUUACCUGCAAGAAUUCACCAGUAAGUACAGUGAUGAAGAAUUUGCUCGAAUGAUGCUUCGUGAUGCAUGUGUCAAUCUAAAUGAUAUUGGACCAACGGAGGGCCAUGUGUUAUAUAAAAAAUUCUGGAUGAUUCAGCAUCUUGGUGCUGUUGUUUAUGCCAACAUUGGACGUGACAUGUAUUUGCUUGAGAAUCAGGUACCUUUCCAGAUUCUCAAGACGUUAUUUUUUUUCAUAUAUAAUACUCAUGAUGGAGAUAAAUUUGUAGAGAACGUGGAAAAUUUUUGCUUUAAAAUAUUCUUCCAUGACAGAGAUAUUGAAAAACCUAUGACACCAAUCAUUUGGGGAGGGAACCCCUUCACCUUCUUGAAAUUUUUCGAAGAGUAGCUGUCACAGGCCUGGAUUACGAAAGUACAGCACUUGCAAAUCGCAGAAGUAGCAGCUGCUGCUGCGAUAUCAAUAGCUUGAUAUCGUGCCUCGGAUGCAGAACCGAAGAAUCAUCAGUUAAUAGUACUGAGUGGGACGUGUUUCGUUUUGUGACAGAUCUGAAAUCAAAGGGCAUCUAUUUGAAGGCCAGUGGGAUUAAAUCACUCAAGGGUGUAAGGUUUAAUCCCAGUAGUAAUAUGUUUCAGACUGCCUAUCUCAAGCUCCCAAGCUGGCAAGUUACAGUGUACACCAGAGUGUUUUUCAUGAACAUGAUCGCGUAUGAGUUCUCUCCCUAUUUUGAAAUGACUAAAGAUGUGGCCGCUUACGUGAGACUCAUGAAGCUCCUGGUGGUUUCAACUGAUGAUGUGAAGGAGCUGCGAGAGCAGAAAAUCAUAGUAAAUAAUUUAGGAAUUGAUGACGCACAAGUGGUUCAACUGUACAAUGUUUUGAAAACUUAUGAGACAUUCGAUGACGACAAAUUUUUCCGGGUUGUCAAGAGAGAUAUGGAAGAGCACAUAAAGAACAAAGCCAAGACUUGGAUGGCUGAACUCAAAGCUCAAUUGAGAACUAAUUAUUUUAACAAUCACUGGUCCAUAAUUGCUUUCGCUGUCACUAUUUUCAUCAUCUGCUUAGAUAUUAUCCAGACUUACUGUGCAGUAGUACGUACAUCCUAAUGCUGCUGCUGAUAAUCAAUCUUCUUCACGAAAGGAAGAUUUUGAUUUCUCUUUCAUAUUAUUUUUGUGUGUUGAUCGAAUCAUACCAUCAUCCAUGCAGUUGGUCUAUAUAUGUUUGUGUUUAUCGUGUGGUGCAUUGUUGCUUUUUAAUUCGAUCUAGU
Capsicum annuum is the source of this 1580-nucleotide messenger RNA. Its product is annotated as UPF0481 protein At3g47200-like. The record is from RefSeq and is a predicted model, not a curated record. NCBI's taxonomy places the organism in Eukaryota, Viridiplantae, Streptophyta, Magnoliopsida, Solanales, Solanaceae. The coding region runs from base 44 to 706 and encodes 220 amino acids. The transcript is spliced from 2 exons.